This is a messenger RNA of Microthlaspi erraticum, 438 nucleotides long. The record is from the annotation of a GenBank genome assembly. Lineage: Eukaryota; Viridiplantae; Streptophyta; Magnoliopsida; Brassicales; Brassicaceae.
AUGAAUUGGAGUCAACAAGACUUCGAUUUCGUCACAAAUUCGGGAUGGGCUUUUCCCACUAUGAUGGGAAUGAUCUCUGCACAAAUUGAUGGAAGACACAGUUCUGACGAAUGCAUUCAUCGGUAUGCCCAAGUUCAUGGGAUACAACUCCCAGAAGUGGCUGUGGAGGUGUUUCCACAGCCCAUACCCAAGAGAAGUUUGAUGCAGAAGAUCCAAGAAGCUUUGGGUGAAAAUGCCAGAAGCUUCAAAGAGAUUCUCGGUGAAUUUAUCAAGCAGAAGAUAAAUUCUGAUGAGUUUCUCAAGAGCCUGGAACAAUAUGGUCUCAGAGAUCUGGCCUCUGAGAUUUCCAAUUCCCUCGCUGAGAAACACCCAAGACGCAAAAUGGAAUUUGAUAUUUAUGUGUAUAUAUUUAUAGAGUUUGAUUCAUAUUUGUGGUAA